UGUUGCUGCUUGCUGAAGGAGGACCUCUGUGUUGGCAAGGGGACCCUGAGCAGUGUAGUUCUUAGUUCUUGGGUUUUUUUGAACCAGUGACUUGAUCUAGCUCUCCCCUGCAACGGCCAGUUACUUUUCUGAUCGUGGCAGACGGUUAUACAAACGUAGAUGUGGUGAUGGCUGGAGAACUAAAAGGAUUGGGCUAAGAUUGUUGAAUCACAUCUGAAUGGUUAAUGAGCAGUUAGUAUUAUAUAUUAUUAUGUAGUUAGUAGUAAUAGUAUUAGCAGUUAGUGUUAGUAUUCUAUGUUGAAUAUAACGUGCAAAAUAGUUGAAUGAAUAACAGAAUAGUACAAGAAAAAUAGUUUUAAAAACCUGUAUUAGUGGCCUUUAUAGCAAGUUUACAUAGAACUAGAUACAUAGAGAGCACUUUAUUAACUUUGGAAUAGGCAAGUAGGGAACUCCUUGGCUAAAUUUUGUCUUGGAAUUAAAACGCUUGUCUACAGAUAGCUGUCAUGCAGUCUUCUGCCCUACAUGUUGUUUUCCCUCUUUCCUUGUCCACAGUAAUUUACAGCUCCCCUAUAUAAGCAUGUGGUUUUUAUUUGUCUUUAAAGUGUUGUACAAUACUGAAGUUGUGAGCGCUUGCUUUUUUUAGAGCAAGGGUGGUUGUGUGUGGCUGAGUUUUUGGCUGGAUUUUUUUGUGACCUUUUAGUAGUUUAAAAGGUAAUAAGCUGUAAUGGCAGGCUGAAGGGAGAGAUAUUUCUCAGACGUACCCAGAAUAAAUCCAAAACUCUUUCUUCCUAGUGCUUUUAUUUCUAGAGAAACCUAGCCAAAGGAUGGUACAGCUACAUCUGUGUUUUAGUAUCAAUGUGGAAUUUGUACUGAACUACUAAUUUUCUCUGUCUUCCUUCAGGUCGUAUGGAGCUCUGUUGCCCUAAUUUUUAGUAAGGCCUUUUCCAUUAAGUUAGAAAUAGGGAAUGUUUAGUUAAAAAAAAAAAAAAAAAAAAGCUCUAGCAGUUCUUGUUUCACUUUUGAGUAGUCAAACAAACCAUCAGUUUCCUUAAAUUGAAAAUAUGUGGAAAAAAAUGCAGAGAGUCAGAUGAAGUAUUUAGAUUUCAAGCUGUAUUUUAUUUUGUGUCAAUUUAGUAACAAACCAUGGGAAACAGAUCUUUCAGCUCCUUAGGACUAGAAUUUUACAUAAAUGUUUCGCAAUGAGUAAAAACUUCCCAACAAAAAGGCUUGUAAGAAUUCCUUAAGGGUGUUUGGUUUUUUUUUAAAUAAUGUUCAUUCUCCUUGGUGUUUUGUUUUUGUUUUCACUCUCUACGGAGCAGACAGUAUGUUGGCCUGGUACAGUGUAACCCACUUAGUCCUGUAGGGAUGGGCUUUGGUCACACAGUUAUAUUGGGAAAAAUAUGAAUGCACAAUGUAGCCUGGCCAACAGAGGCUGUUACUGCUAAGAGUCCCUGGAGGAAAAGGGAAACUAAUGCAAGGGAGAAAGAGGAGCACAUACAAGCAGAAAUAAUUGCUUGAUAAGUUGUUGAAAGAGCAGAAACAGUAACAAAGAAGUAGGUUGCAAGGAAAAUGUCACUUAACUCAUGAAUUGUUAGAAAUGUUGGACCAAGAGCAGCAGCAGCACCUAAGGGUGUUUUGAAGUUGGCUGAAAGUAAUUUAAGCUGGGAGAUGCUGAGAAAUGUCAACUCUGAUUAAAUCAGAGAAAUAGUUUGCUCAUUCAGCUUGAAUGUGGGGAACAAGAUGGAAAGUGAAGGCCGGGUCUCUGCAAGGUUAAACUAACAAAGGUAUAAAUGUAGGUAUUUCUCCUGACAAGUUUUCCUUAUUGAAUUUAUGGCUAGAUAGAAGUUAGCAAAAAGGAAGUGAUUCUGACAGUAGGUACUGGGAUGAUUUCAUGAUCCAGAGGUUAUGUAGACCUAAGGAGUCCUUCCCUUGGCUGCUGCUGCUUUUGUAGUCCCGCGUCAUGCCAGGCAACUGUAUGAAGUAGAGUCCUGAACUAUGUAGGAGUUAAAAAAACUUAUAAAGAAACCCCAAAACACAACUUCUUGGUAUACAAAUGAGUGGCAACAGCUGUAUGUCAGUUCAGUUUGGGUUGUGUUGCAGAUUAUUAUGAAUAAGCUCUAACGAUAUUCUGGCAUUGAUAAAGUGUGUCUAGGCUGCUUACAACUGGAGGCAAUUUUCAGAUAACCUGUCAUCAAAUUAUUAAAGGUCUGUCCAACAGAAAAGAUAGACUACCUUCACAGUGCAAUGGUGAAAUCGUAAAGGAAGGAAGACUUGCAAGAUGAUUAGGAUCUCAGUAGGUCGAGCCAUAUGCUUGAAGGGCUUCUAGGCAUCCAGAGAGCUAAGCUGCUGGCAAGUGGCCAUCAGUAAAGGGGUGUUCCUGAUCCACAGCUCUUAGGUCGGUACCCCAUGGAGGGGAAGGUCAGUUUGGAGGCUAAUGACUGAGCUUGUAAUGCAUUCUGAAGUACAAAGCGUGUACCAUCUUGACUUCAUAUCUAUAUGUUUCUUCUUGAAUAGAGAGCAAGAUCUUUCAAGGUCAAACAGGCUUGUGGCCUCCUACGCACUAAAAAAAAUAUUCUUGUGCCACUUAAUUGGCCAGGGUGUAAACCAGUACCUUCUAAAUGCAAGAACAAGGAUUGGCUAAGCAGAGAAAAGGGAGAAAACUUGCUUUUGUCUUUUCAGAUUUCUGGAAACUUGGAGAUCUGCUAUAGGUGACAAAUAUAACUACUCUGUAGUGAAUAAGGGCUGAGAGAUGUAAAAACUCCACAAAUAGUAAGUGUCUAGGAAACCAGGAGGAUCUAUUCCCGUAACAAUGGCAGCAAAAUCAUCCCUCCUGAAAGUCAUACUGCUAGGGGAUGGUGGAGUUGGGAAGAGUUCCCUUAUGAACAGAUAUGUCACCAACAAGUUCGAUGUGCAGCUGUUUCACACAAUAGGUGUGGAAUUCUUAAAUAAAGAGUUGGAAGUUGAUGGACAUUUUGUUACAAUGCAGAUAUGGGACACAGCCGGUCAGGAACGCUUUAGGAGCUUGCGGACUCCUUUCUACAGAGGUUCUGACUGUUGCCUGCUAACCUUCAGUGUGGAUGACUCUCAAAGCUUCCAAAACUUAAGCAACUGGAAGAAAGAAUUCAUUUAUUAUGCAGAUGUCAAGGAGCCUGAAAGUUUUCCAUUUGUGAUACUGGGUAACAAAGUUGAUAUCGAUGAAAGGCAAGUGUCUGCAGAAGAAGCCCAAGACUGGUGCAGGAAUAAUGGCAACCAUCCCUAUUUUGAAACCAGUGCAAAAGAUGCCACUAAUGUUGCAGCAGCCUUUGAAGAAGCUGUUAGAAGAGUUCUAGCCUCAGAAGAUAGAUCAGAUCACUUUAUUCAAACAGAUACAGUAAACCUGAAUCGGAAACCAAAACCCAGUUCAUCUUGUUGUUGACUUAAAACUUUUUUUUGGCCAAAUUACUUUUGACUAGCUUGCUCUAUAAAAGGAUGGGGAAGGUGUAAUAGAUAAAAUAACAAAUGGGUUUCACUCUAAUAUUAAAAUUGUAAUAAUCUGCUGCUGUCUUGGGAGCAAAUAAAAAUUUCCAUUCUUGAGUGACCCAUUGAAUUAGUGACACUUUCUGUUUAGGAAGGUGUCAGAAACGUUAAUAUAAGAAUGUAAUUUGCCAACUUUAUUCAAAUGAUAAAUACUUUGAAUAUAAUUAAAACUUGAAAGUUCUAGAAGCACUACUUUGGAGAAACUGUUCUGGAAUUCAGGCACAAAGAUACUUUUGUAUGUGUAUAUUUUUAUGAAAUCAGCAUUCCAUCUCUGUUUCACUAGAAGUCAGUUUCUUAACAAUGCUAGAUAUUAAAUUUCAGUCUCACUACAUUCCUUUUGCUGUGAGUGGUACUUCAUCUCUAAUGUGUUUAUUUUAAGUUAAUACCAGUUACCUUCAGGUCGUCUUCUAAUUGCCUAAUGUUGCUCUAAUUUGUGUAGGUUUAAGUAGGAAGUAAAUUUCCUACAUAUUUAAUGUCCAUUUGCCUUUCAUUUACUAUUCUAAUGCUGUACUAAUUUUUCCAACAGUUUAAUGUGAGAUACUGAUGAAUUUUUAAGUUAAUACCUGUGUUUGCCUUAAGUCCCAUUCUAGCAUGUUUCUGAUCAAAAAGGUAAAAAAUCUGAGCAACUGAAGUAUAACCAUUUUUAGUUAUGAAAAAGAUGCUUUAUUCAGUCAGCUUUAAUAGCACUUGAAGGGAUCCACAUUAUGACAAAUUUGUAAGAGAACUUUUAGUAUACAGCCUUAAAGUUCCAAACUUCUUGUUCCUGUUAACCUGAGCUGUGAAUGUGUUUACUAGUAAUCUCUGCACUGUGAAACUAAGGAUUGGCAAUACAUAGGGAACUCAGGAAGCUCUUGACUUACAGUAGAUUGUGACAGCUUUCAGCCCUAAUACAAGUAAAUACCUACAGCUAGUGUUUGAGCUGGAUUUGAUCCUUAUUUAAUUAGCUAUUUUAGGAUAUGGACUUACACAUUUAAGACAAUGUUUUUUGUAUUACUGUAUUCAUUACACAAUGAUGAACAGAAGCAAAUUCUGUAUUUAAUGGACAGUCUUCCUGCAGUAAUGCAGAUGAAACCACAGGUGGUGUAUUUGAGGCUCUCCAUUGCAGCUAAGUGGUAGAAUACUUGUACAAGAAGUUGUUGAAUGUUGGCUCUCAGAGUACCCACUGUCCUUGUAAUAGCAAACUUGAUAGCAUACUAUUGCUUCAAUGUGUAAUCUGACUGCUAACAGGCAUGCACAUACACAUGUUGUGGACUUCAGAAGGAAGUCUGAGGCCUAUAGGACAGGCCAUGUUAUUCACUAAACUACACAGACUCUGCUUUUGUACAGCAAGUUUUUUGUUCCAAUAGGAAAGCCUUUCUUCAGAGUACAGUAAGAGCAAGAGUUUUCUCUUAAGGAAUCUGUUCAGUCUGUACAAGGUGUAAUUAUUUGGAAGUAAAGCUUGCAAAACAAA
This is a messenger RNA of Tyto alba (common barn owl), 4966 nucleotides long. RefSeq names its product RAB9A, member RAS oncogene family (gene RAB9A). NCBI's taxonomy places the organism in Eukaryota, Metazoa, Chordata, Aves, Strigiformes, Tytonidae. The record is from RefSeq and is a predicted model, not a curated record. Gene Ontology annotation, molecular function: GTPase activity; GTP binding. Bases 2810 to 3415 code for a protein of 201 amino acids. The transcript is spliced from 2 exons. Gene Ontology annotation, biological process: retrograde transport, endosome to Golgi; Rab protein signal transduction. Gene Ontology annotation, cellular component: late endosome; lysosome; phagocytic vesicle.